Fusarium graminearum PH-1 is the source of this 480-nucleotide messenger RNA. RefSeq lists its product as uncharacterized. Lineage: Eukaryota; Fungi; Ascomycota; Sordariomycetes; Hypocreales; Nectriaceae. Bases 1 to 480 code for a protein of 159 amino acids. The transcript is spliced from 3 exons. The record is from RefSeq and is a predicted model, not a curated record.
AUGAGCAAGGUGCAGGUUCAUCACCCUUCAGAGGAUAAGGUGGGUGGUCUUUAUGCAAGGAAUGAGGGGGCCAUAUAUCAGUGCAGAGCCGCGUUGGGAGAUGUCAGACGCAGCCAUCCUCGAGACGUCACACAUGCUACAUCCAGCUUCAUGCACGAGUCAGAAACAACCGCCUCUGGAAGAGGCUGCAUCAUCCUCGACACAACUUGCCCUGUUUACGAAGACAGAACACAUCACAUCAUGUCUGGGAGUCCUCGGAAGGUGUCAGAUGAAGGUGAAGCCACCGCAGCAUCAGAGCUGAUAACUGCGACAUUUUUGUAUGCUUGCAUGACUACCAAGGCCAUGGCAUGUGGUGAUCUGAACUUGGACAUCCAACCAAUUGUCUCAAGAUUUGCAGUGAUUGAUCAACAUGUGCUUUUCACAUGUAUGCCAUUCAUCGUUGUGACCAAUACAGAACGCCGUGCAGUUUACAAUGCUUAG